AUGGCACCUGGUUCUCUUCCACGGAAGCCCUUGGGGCUUGAUGUACCCCGCACGUCUGCAUUCGAAUCGCCUCCACCGAUAGCGGCUCUGUUCGUGAUCCGCUUCGAUAUCAAGGCCGGAUAUGUGAUAUCCUGGAAACGAACCGUCCCCGGAGUCGAAGUCGAAGGCAUUGUCGAAUAUAAGUCGCUUCCGUCCGGUCUACAUAAUGUCUCGGAGGAUCUGAUAUAUUUCGUCCACGAGCAAUACUCGGGCAUCAGCGCCUUCGUGAACCAUCCCGCGGAAGAGGCCGAACGAAAUGCGAAGAUGUUCGCUAUUGGAGUGCUAGUUCCGCUGAGCUCAGGGAGACUGGGAAAAAGCUGGAGGCACGCUCCGAAGCUGAAGGAGCUUGCGCAGAACUAUGCGCAAAAUAUGUCGGAAACACAGCCCCUGUCGGAUUACUGGGGGACCUACGAGAUCCGCGAGAGCGACUCGUCAGGUCUGCCUCCCGACUCCCCCAUUGAAUCGCCCCUCAGCCUGCGAUUACGAGCCCACGGGGAGCGACCGGAUAAUCAGCGUCGUAGUCGCGCAUUCAGCGAUGCGAUCGUGUUGGAAACGCCUAGGCCGGCCCUGACGCCUUUCCAUCCAGCUUCGUCCCUUCCUGACUUCCUCGACUGUUUCGGGCCUCUUCUGUUCCCGCUGUACAGAGCCGCCUUACUGCGCAAGAGGGUGCUUCUGAUGGCAGAAGUUCCGGUUCACGUUCCUUGCAACUACGUAUAUGAUUUGUCUUUAUUGGCCUCGUUACCUAAUUCACUCCUUCCUCUGCUUCCAUCAGAUAGAAUUCCAGCUCUGCGACCUCGUGCCCUCUUCAACGUUGGGAUUCAUGACAUCCCUUAUCUCUCGACCUUCGUGGGGAAAUCCCCUGAUUCCAGAGGGGAUGCUGCUUGGAUUGCCUGCAGCACAGACACCGUUCUCACUAUGAAACCUGAACUAUACGAUGUCCUUGUGACUCUGCCGCCACCUCAUUCGAAGAACGCCGCCGAGAAAGUCUAUCCGAAAAUUUCCGUCAUGCCCACCGCAACGGCGCAGCACAAGUCCUCUCAAGCGGCUGAGCUCAAGGCAACGCAGCGAGAUGCACGACGCUUCACAACGCUUCGCAAGGGCCUCCAGCAUGUCUCGCGGGACGAAGACACGCAAACCGAAGAAGAAGACGAUUCCGACGCGGCAUCUACCUAUUCAUCCAGCCCCAUAGUCGAACCGCUUUCCUGGGCCCGACUGGCAUAUACCUCCUUCAUCUGGUGGGCGUCUGCCGGCGAGAAGCGCGACGGCCUGACCGAAGAAGAGGAAGAAGAGCAUCAAUUCGAACAAGACACCCGGCUCCUCGCCAGCGUCGACAGCCUCCCCAGUCCCCCUUCCGGCUCCAUGGGCCGUCGCUCUAUGCCCGCCGCGGAAUCUAUCCAACAGCCUCCCGAGAUCGCCUUGGUCGCCUACUUCCGCCGUCUCACCACCCAAAUUUUCAUCACUCUCUCCGACGUGAUCGCCCGCCACGACAGCCAAGACGCCGCCGACAACGGGGAACCCAACGACGACGAUGAGAUCCCGUACGAAGACGACCCAGAGAAUGACCUGGAACCUUCGGCGACCAUUGGCCGUCGGUCCACGCAAGAAGACGACACCCGACCACUCCUGCGCGGCGACUCGGGCGCCGAAGACGACGCGUCCCGGGACAACGACAAGCCCGUCAGAAUUACCACCGAGGACAUGACCGAGAUGGGUCUCGACGUGUGGAGCGCCGCUGAUCGUAUCUUCGUCCAGGAGCUGGUUCAUACGUGGUGGGGUCGCAAGUCGUACGUCGAUAGCGCUCGCAUCAGAUGCUGUGGCAUCUCGAUUCUGUAA
Messenger RNA from Aspergillus melleus, 1872 nucleotides. RefSeq lists its product as uncharacterized. Gene Ontology annotation, cellular component: lipid droplet. The record is from RefSeq and is a predicted model, not a curated record. The coding region runs from base 1 to 1872 and encodes 623 amino acids. The transcript has 6 exons. NCBI's taxonomy places the organism in Eukaryota, Fungi, Ascomycota, Eurotiomycetes, Eurotiales, Aspergillaceae.